Syngnathus typhle (broad-nosed pipefish) is the source of this 4261-nucleotide messenger RNA. RefSeq names its product family with sequence similarity 222 member Ba (gene fam222ba). The record is from RefSeq and is a predicted model, not a curated record. The transcript is spliced from 6 exons. Lineage: Eukaryota; Metazoa; Chordata; Actinopteri; Syngnathiformes; Syngnathidae. Bases 537 to 2267 code for a protein of 576 amino acids.
UAGGGGAGAUCAUGCAAGGGGGGCCCCAGAUACAAGCAUGGAGAUGCUGCCUGCACAAAUGAACAGGACGAACAGAUGUCUCCUCAUCGUCCAAACACGCCGGCUGUUUGUUAGUCCUCGAGGACUCACUCAGGGUGAAGCACACACCUCCAGUGGGGAAGGAUGAUGAAGGAUAUCAGGGUAGACGUCGCCGUGUAACGCGCAUGCGCCGGAAGUUGCCUACCGCAGACAGCAGCAGCAGCAACAGCAGCAGCAGCAGCAGCAGUGAUUCGGCAGUGCAGAGCGUCGGGAGUAAAUCUGUCCGUUUUCAACCAUGGCGACCAACUAAACGAUGCCUUUUGCAGAGGUUGACGGAAAGCAAGUGUUAAAGGUGAUAACAAAAGGUUGACGUCACCGGCCACCCCGCACAUCAACCUCGGAGGAAGAGGAGGAGUGAUGAAGAAGGAGUUUGUGACUGAGGAGCAGGCUUUUUUCACCACAACAUCUAAUGUGUGAGGAGAAGUGCGUGCCCCAUGUUGCAUUAGUGUCUGUGUGAAAUGCUGGCCUGUCUGCCAGGGCCAGGUGACCUCCCCCUCCAGCUUCUCCCCCACACGCAGAUGAACACUGGACUUCAGAAAUGGGACACCACACAAAGGAUGAGAUCCACUCCUUUCCCAACCCCUGCAGAAUUGGAUGCCUAUGCUAAGAAAGUUGCCAACAACCCCCUCACCAUCAAAAUCUUCCCCAACAGCAUCAAGGUCCCGCAGCGGAAUCACGUCCGGCGUACAGUCAACGGGCUGGACACAUCGGGCCAGCGCUACAGUCCUUACCCUUCCUCUCAGGCCAAGGCUGGCCUCCUCGCCAUCGUCAAGGUGCCCUCGGUCAAGGGCAUCCUGAAAGAUUUCGCCGGCGGCCGGUCUCGCUUGCACCCUGAAGUCAUCAUGAACCACCUGAGGAGCCCUUACCAAGUGACUUCGACCAGCACUUUAAACCCCCGCCACUCGACUCUGCCCAACCUCCCCCAACCUCAGCAGAGCUUAGCCCUGCAAGCCCAGGACGCACCUCAGACUCUACAGAUGCCACUGGCUCAGCAGCAGAGCCUCAGACACGCUCUCCCCGUGGCCCAGCACUCUCAGGGCCCGCCUAGACUGCAGACUGUCUCCCAGCACCCAGCCCUCGGCCACCCCUCUGCCGUGCUCCUCCAGCAGCAGCAGCAGCAGCACCUCCAGCAGCAGCAGCCGCCCGGCCUGCAGGGGAGCAGAAAGCUGCCAGAUGGCGACGCACCACCUAACGUGACCGUCUCUACCUCAACCAUUCCACUCCCAAUGGCCACGGGGCUGCACCAGGGCCACCAGCCAGACCUGAGCACCAUCGUGCACCAGAUCAACCAGUUCUGCCAAGCUCGGGCCCAAGGGGCCGGAUCGGCCUCUAUGUGCGAGGGCCAGAUCGCCAACCCCAGCCCCAUCAGUCGCAAUCUCCUUAUCAGCGCUUGCUCCAGGGUGUCCAUGCACAGCAACCCGGCCGUCGCGGGCGGCUUCCACCCGCACAACUGCAUCCUCGGCCCCCAAGAGAAAGGAGCCCACCCUUUACCUUGCGUGACCAUGAACCACUUGCCUUCCAACCACACCGAUCUCAAGCAGCAACAGCACCCUCAGCAGCAUCUGCACCCAAAACCCAAUCAGCAGUUGCAACAAGCCAACACACAACAACAGAAGAUGCGCUCUUGGAAUCCGCAGCAUUUGACCCACGUGCCCCAUAUUCCCAACGGUUGCAAGCAGCCCACCAGGGAUGCCGGCUUCCACUUGACCUACCCCGUGGCGGACAUGUGCGUGGGGCAUCCGUACAUGCUGAAGCCCCCUAUAGAAAGGCCCACCCCCUCUCCGCCCGUCAACCACAACGGCAUGACGGUGGCCCACUACCCAAACGGUCACUACUUCCAGUCCCACAUUUGGAACAGCAACAUCCUCCCCACACCAAACAGUGACAGCUCCGGGUCUCAGGACUUAGCCAUGCCAUUCCACGGGGCGGGCCCGGGGGGCUGCGGCGCGCUGGAAUGCGGGCCCCCGGGGGCUCCCCAUUACAGGCUACCGGCGAGCUCCUCCACCUCCUCUGCCCAGACUAAUCUGAUGCAAACCACAGAUUACAUGGGCGGGGACUUCCAGACGCCCUACUUCCGCGAUCAGAAUCUCGGGUUAAUGGGCAAGAUGCACAGGCCCCCUAUGAGCAGGGUGGGGCCGGAGCUCGGGGAUGGUCGAAGCGCUCUCAUCCAGCAUCCAGGGUACAGAUAAGCUAUGGCCUUGUCUCCGCAAGUUAUCACCCCACCCCCCUUUUUGUUUAGUCUUAAGAAACCACAUAACUUGACAAAACUGCUAAUCUUAAAGAGGGUAAAUGAAUAUAUUGAAUUCAUGAAGAACAGUCUUUCUUUUUUUUUUUCUUUGAUAAAUCUUGCAAGUGAUCAAUUUCUUUUUUUUUUUUUUUUUCUUUGGGGGUUAGUGAAUGCUUCUACCUGGAACACUUAGGAAUCAUGUUCACCUUGUCUACUGUGUGUCAUUCCUGCUUUCUGCUCCUCAAUACGUACACGUACAUGUACAUGUGUGUGCCUGGAUCUUGACAGAUCCUGUGUUGUUUCCACUUCACACAUUUGUAAGUCAAUUCCUCACCUAAAAAAAGCAUCCAUUGUUGGAUGUGCUGUGAGGAAGUUCUGGCGAGGAAAAUACUUUUUCUGUGUGUAAUAAUCUUGUUUGAAACAGCAGCCAGAGACGUGUGUGUGUGUGUGUGUGUGUGUGUGUGUGUGUGUGUGUGUGUGUGUGUGCGUGCGUGCUGAGCUUUUACUAUUUUCGGAUGUAAUUAUUUAUUUGUUAUAAUAGGACUAUUGAAACUUGACUCCUUGCUGUUGCUUACAAACGCAAUCGGGUUGUUUGUAUAAAGCAAGGACCCAGCAGGCAGCGUUGCCAUGGCGAUGUGCUCCUGUCCUGCUUCAAAUGCUGCAAUGAAUUCAGGUGUUUUAAAAAACUUUUGGGUUCGGUUAUGAAAUUCUUUUCGAACAGAAAGGUCGUAAGCGUUAAAGAUGGCCUGAGUAACAUUUUUUUUUUUUUUUUUUUUUUUUUUUUUUACAGCGCUCAACAUAAAUGACAGACAGCAUGGAUUUGUGUUCAAACAUUUGCAAACCACUCCUACCAACAAUAGACGGAUGGAGAAUACGCCAUAGGAGAACGAGCAGAACCCGGUUAUUAUUAAAUCCAAAUAAUAAUAAUUCAACCAAAGGAUGACAAUUCAAGCUUGUUUUCCAAAGGGCGUGUCGCCGUUUAUGCCGAGCGCUGCGUUGCCAUUUUAUCUUUUCGCAAAGCUUUUUCUUCCUUUUUUUUUUCUCCUCCGUAAUCCUUGACAAAUGUAUUACUUGAAUAUGGACGACGAUUCGUGCUGAAGGCGAUACAAUAGUACAAAGUGUUACUAAUGUCACGUGGGGAUCAAACCGAGUGAGUCCCGGGGUGAAACGUGUGCUUGCUACUGAUUGUGAUGUGAAGACCAAAUUGAUCACUUGCAAGAUGACACGGAUGGAAACAAAGCAGACGUUUUACGUUGGAACAGCAAACGCAUUGUUUAUUUUAUUGUACACUGGCUUACCUACUAGACUACUGUAACAUUUAAACUUUAAUGAUUGUGUGAGUGUUGCCGGGUCGUUUGCGUGCGUGCGCGCGUGUGUGUGUGCGUGUGAUCACGAUAAGACCCAUGUUCUGUUCACCUACCAACCCCUAAAAAGCCUUAAUUGUUUGGUCCUUGGACUUUCCUUGAGCAUGGUUUUAAUGAAAACCCCAAAUAAUAAGGAGAAGGAAGAUGAUGAGAAUACUCAGACACAGCGCUUUUUUUUUUUUUGGGUGGGGGGUAAUUUGUUUGGGGUUUUUUUCCCCCAGUUUUUUUAUUUUAAUUAAAUUGUAUUGACUAGACAAAGCAAUUCCUUAGAGAUUUGUUAUGGGAAGCAAGAAAAGGAGUGAUACGAUAAUUAUACCGUAUUUUUUAGCAAUGUGUAGUUACUGAGCUGUAUUUUUUUUUUUUGGGCCAAUUUUCAAAGCUUCGCUUUUGCAAUUGUGACUAUUUAUAAUACUUGAUUUUCUUAUUUAAGUCCCCCCCCCCCCUCCUGUUCUGUUGCUGUGAAAAGGAAGAAGGUCCAUAGCCUAUCUUUUUGUCAUCUUUCAAGACGGAUAAGAAGCGAGAGCGUGAGAGUUGUGCUACUCUUUUUUUGUAAUAUUGUAAUAAUAAAAUAAAAUUCUAAUUUAUGCUUUCA